Penicillium cataractarum is the source of this 1578-nucleotide messenger RNA. RefSeq names its product glycosylphosphatidylinositol-alpha 1,2 mannosyltransferase smp3 (gene smp3). Gene Ontology annotation, cellular component: endoplasmic reticulum membrane. Gene Ontology annotation, molecular function: alpha-1,2-mannosyltransferase activity. The record is from RefSeq and is a predicted model, not a curated record. Gene Ontology annotation, biological process: GPI anchor biosynthetic process. NCBI's taxonomy places the organism in Eukaryota, Fungi, Ascomycota, Eurotiomycetes, Eurotiales, Aspergillaceae. The transcript is spliced from 4 exons. Bases 1 to 1578 code for a protein of 525 amino acids.
AUGUGGAGACGAACCUAUCUACUCUUACUACUCAUCCGUGUUUACUUUGCGCUCUCGCCAAGCUAUCUACAUCCCGAUGAGAACUUCCAGGGUCCAGAGGUCUAUGCCGGCCGCAUCUUUGGCUACCCUUCCAAACUCCCUUGGGAAUUCACCGUCGACCACCCCAUCCGCAGCGUCUUCCCACUAUGGCCCACCUACGAGGUUCCCAUGAGCCUGUUGCACUGGUUCUACACGGAAUACGGCACUGGCAACCCACCACCACAACUAGUAUACUAUGCCUUACGAGGAGGAAUGUUCAUGCUGAGCUUUGUGCUGGAGGACUGGGCGAUCUAUGAACUGGUGCCAUCCCCGCGCCACCGCCGUGCGACGGUUGUCCUGGUGGCCUCGUCGUACGUCACCUGGACAUAUCAGACGCACACCUUUUCCAACUCUCUGGAAACACUACUGGUAGCCUGGGGCUUGGUUUUGAUUCGGCGCAUACUCGAGAACAAGCAACGCUCGUCCUUCUUCUCCUACGCUGUUCUCUCGUUCAUCGCAGUGGCCGGUGUCUUUAAUCGAAUUACCUUCCCUGCUUUCCUUCUCAUCCCAGGUCUACAAUUGUUGCCAUACUUUCAGCGCAAACCAAGCUCUCUAGUAGCAAUCAUCGGCUUCGGCGCUCUCUUCUCCUCAAUAGCAAUCUACGCAGACACCCUCUUCUACCGACCCUCAUCGACCUUCCUCUCCGCCAUCCGCAACCCAAUCAUCACCCCAUUAAACAACCUUCUCUACAACAGUGACACCACCAACCUAGCCACCCACGGCCUCCACCCACACCACCAACACUUCACGGCAAACCUCCUCCAACUCCUCGGCCCAGUCUACAUCGUCAUGAUCGUCUCCCUCUUCCGCACCCUACAAAUACCCACCUGGCUCCGCAAUGCGCGCGCCAUCUCCGCCCUCUCCGCAACUCUCCUCCUCUCCAUCUUCCCCCACCAAGAACCACGCUUCCUAAUCCCCUGUGUGCCCCUACUCCUCAGCUGUAUCCGCGUGCACCGCUCCCGCAUCUUCCUGGCUGCAUGGAUCAUCUUCAACGCUAUAAUGGGCUUCCUAAUGGGCGUCUACCAUCAAGGCGGCAUCGUCCCCGCCCAACUCGCCAUGCGCAACAUAGUCGCAACCAACACCGUCGCACAAGGCAUAAAAACAAACCCAGACGCAUCAGUCUUCUGGUGGAAAACCUACUCCCCACCACAAUGGCUCCUCGGCGCAGAUAACAGCUCCACGUCCGCGAUCACCACCUUCGACCUAAUGGGUAUCCCAGGCGUAGACCUGAUCCAGCGACUAGACCAAUCCGUUCCACGCUGCGGCACCGUAUCACCAGUCUACCUCGUCGCGCCGACAUCAGCGACCUUCCUGGACGAGUACGCCGCGACGGGGAUGCCACGAACACCAGAUCUCCAACUGUACCGUCUCUGGACGUACCGCAAGCAUCUGAAUCUGGAUGAUCUGGACUUUGGCGAUGACGGGAUCGUCCCGACGCUGACGCGGGUGAUUGGGCGGCGUGGGUUGGGUGUUUGGUCUGUGCGGCGGGCUUGCAAAUAA